GAUAUCUUCUAGAUAAAUAUUAUAUUUGGUUAUUUAAAAAAGCUGAAGAUAAACGACUUGAAAUGGUUGAAUCCAAAAAACCAUUUGUAAAAAAUCCAGGUUAUGAGCAUCCUAAUUCCAGAUAUUAUAGUACAUCAUUAAAUUCUAUGUUAUCAG
Molecule: messenger RNA, 156 nt
Organism: Diversispora eburnea
Lineage: Eukaryota; Fungi; Glomeromycota; Glomeromycetes; Diversisporales; Diversisporaceae
Source: the annotation of a GenBank genome assembly